This is a messenger RNA of Nothobranchius furzeri (turquoise killifish), 1987 nucleotides long. RefSeq names its product delta(4)-desaturase, sphingolipid 2 (gene degs2). Lineage: Eukaryota; Metazoa; Chordata; Actinopteri; Cyprinodontiformes; Nothobranchiidae. The record is from RefSeq and is a predicted model, not a curated record. Gene Ontology annotation, biological process: sphinganine metabolic process; ceramide biosynthetic process. Gene Ontology annotation, cellular component: membrane. Gene Ontology annotation, molecular function: sphingolipid delta-4 desaturase activity.
GAUUUAACAGCAGCUAAAACUAACGGCUGACCUCCCCAAACACCGCUGUGUUUCUGUCCGGUUGGGAGGAUGCACCGUUCGGUAUGUCUCCACCCUGCGCCGGCGCUUAAAUGAGGUAGACUCUUUCGGCAACCUGGGCCCAGUGGGUGUGCACCGAUACUACCAAGGUUUGAUGACAAGCAACUUUCCAGCAGCAGUUGCUCCAGGCGCUUAGAGGAGAACAAUGGAGAAGACAGGUGGAAGGGUGGACUUUGAAUGGGUCUACACAGACCAGCCCCACACUUCCAGAAGGAAGGAAAUUUUGGCCAAGUAUCCAGAGAUCAAGUCCCUGAUGGGUCCAGAUCCCCAGCUGAAGUGGGUGGUAUCCGGCAUGGUCCUUACUCAGCUUCUGGCUUGCUAUCUGGUCCACAAUCUUUCCUGGAAGUGGGUUUUCUUCUGGGCUUACGCUUUUGGAGGCUGCAUUAACCAUUCCCUGACUCUGGCCAUUCACGACAUCUCCCACAAUGUGGCGUUUGGGAACAAGCUGGCGAAGUGGAACCGCUGGUUUGCCAUGUGGGCCAACUUGCCCAUCGGGUUGCCUUACUCCGCUGCUUUCAAGAAGUACCACACCGAUCACCACCGGUAUCUGGGCGAUGACAAGCUGGAUGUGGACAUCCCUACGGACUUUGAGGGAUGGUUCUUUAACUCACCUGCAAGGAAGGUCCUCUGGCUGUUUCUCCAGCCCCUCUUCUAUGCCCUACGACCACUGGUGGUCAACCCAAAACCAGUCGGCCUGCUGGAAAUCCAGAAUACCUUAGUUCAGCUCACAGCAGAUGCGAUUCUAUUCUAUUACUGGGGGCUGAAGCCAGUUGUUUACCUCAUUGCUGGAUCUAUUUUGUGCAUGGGACUACAUCCCUUAUCCGGCCAUUUCAUAGCAGAGCACUACAUGUUUCUGAAAGGACACGAGACGUAUUCCUACUAUGGACCACUGAACUGCAUCACCUUCAACGUCGGGUACCACAUGGAGCACCAUGACUUCCCCAGCAUACCUGGGAGUAAACUUCCUCAGGUCAAAAAGAUUGCAGCAGAGUAUUAUGACACCCUGCCCCAGCACACCUCCUGGAGCCGGGUACUAUGGGACUUUGUGUUUGAUGACAGCAUCGGUCCGUACGCUCGGAUCAAACGGGAGUACAAGCUGAGCAAGCAGGAAUGAGCCUGUGAUCGUAUUUGUACAGAAAAGUGAAUUACAGCUGUUAAAGCAUCCCUCAAACACUAAAAUGUCAAAUGUCUUCUAAAUGACUACAUGCUGUGAUGUUGACACCAACACUUUUCACCUUUCAUGAUGGAUCCAAACGUACACGAUUCUAUGGCAUCUUAAAGCUGUCCUUCGUGCUUGUGUGCCUGCUCUAAACAAACACUGACCCAUCGCUGUGAUUCAUUGGUUGUAUUAUCGAAGCUCGUUCAUGGGCAGAAAAAACAACAAAAAUCUUAACAUUUCCACAGCAGUGAAGAGUAAGAGGUCACACACAUUAUCAUGAGAUGUCACUGACGUCAGGCCAAGUCAUUAAAAACUCCCAAUGUGAGAAUCAGAUGAUGUUUCCGAUUACUUAAUGGAGUUUCACAUUCAUCACGCUGAACAGCUCUGAGGAGGAAAAUGCAAUGAAGCUUAUUUUAAAUUAAGAGGAGCCUUUUUCUUCUGUGACGCCCUGUUCUGCGUGUCCAGAGCCCCUCGUGCUGCAAAUCAUUUUAAACACCCCUGUAGCUGCUAGAACACUUAAAAAGUCCUCAGGAAUAAAAAAUAUUUUUGCAUUACGUAAAAAACACCCAUAAAUAUUUGAGUCUCUGUUGCUGGAGCCCACUUUUUAGUUUAGAUGUUUAUUAAAUGUCUGAAUUGUUGCACCUGUUGUUUGGCAGGAAUGAAAGACGCACCUAUAUCAGGUCAUGGAGAUUACAAUGUCAACGCCCAGGAGCAAUUCAGCACUUGUAAAUAAAAACAUUCUCCUCUUCA